Messenger RNA from Suncus etruscus (white-toothed pygmy shrew), 3173 nucleotides. It is a transcript of the gene CTNNB1, whose product is annotated as catenin beta 1. Gene Ontology annotation, molecular function: alpha-catenin binding; protein phosphatase binding; transcription coactivator activity. The coding region runs from base 215 to 2560 and encodes 781 amino acids. The transcript is spliced from 16 exons. Gene Ontology annotation, cellular component: catenin complex; adherens junction. The record is from RefSeq and is a predicted model, not a curated record. Gene Ontology annotation, biological process: positive regulation of transcription by RNA polymerase II; cell adhesion. Lineage: Eukaryota; Metazoa; Chordata; Mammalia; Eulipotyphla; Soricidae.
CAGCAGCAGCAGCGUCGCGCCAGGGGAGGCGGACACGGACACGGACACGGACACGGAGCCGGAGCCGGAGCAGGCCCCGCCGACCGAGCCGCCAGCGGGCCGGAGACGAAGAGGCCGCCCGAGUUCGCCCCCACGCCGCGGCGGGAGGAGGAGCCGGCCGGUCCCCGAGGAUAUUUGAAGUGUACCGUACUAUUUUGAAAAUUCCGCGUGGACAAUGGCUACUCAAGCUGAUUUGAUGGAGCUGGACAUGGCCAUGGAGCCGGAUAGAAAAGCAGCUGUGAGUCAUUGGCAGCAGCAAUCUUACUUGGACUCUGGCAUUCAUUCUGGUGCCACUACCACAGCGCCUUCUCUCAGUGGGAAAGGCAAUCCCGAAGAGGAAGAUGUGGAUACCACCCAGGUGUUGUACGAGUGGGAGCAAGGCUUUUCUCAGUCAUUCACUCAAGAACAAGUGGCUGAUAUUGAUGGACAAUACGCCAUGACUCGAGCUCAGAGGGUCCGAGCUGCCAUGUUCCCUGAGACACUAGACGAGGGCAUGCAGAUCCCCUCUACACAGUUUGAUGCUGCUCAUCCUACCAAUGUCCAGCGAUUGGCCGAACCAUCACAGAUGUUGAAACAUGCUGUUGUAAAUUUGAUUAAUUAUCAAGAUGACGCAGAACUUGCCACACGAGCAAUCCCUGAACUGACAAAACUGCUAAACGAUGAGGACCAGGUGGUGGUCAAUAAGGCGGCAGUCAUGGUCCAUCAGCUUUCUAAAAAGGAAGCUUCCAGACACGCCAUCAUGCGUUCUCCUCAGAUGGUGUCUGCUAUUGUGCGCACCAUGCAGAAUACAAAUGAUGUGGAAACAGCUCGCUGCACCGCUGGAACCUUGCACAACCUUUCCCAUCAUCGUGAGGGCUUGCUGGCCAUCUUUAAAUCUGGGGGCAUCCCUGCUCUUGUGAAGAUGCUCGGUUCACCAGUAGAUUCAGUAUUAUUUUAUGCUAUUACAACUCUUCACAACCUUUUACUACACCAAGAAGGGGCUAAAAUGGCUGUACGCUUAGCUGGUGGGCUGCAAAAAAUGGUUGCCUUACUCAACAAGACAAAUGUUAAGUUCCUGGCAAUUACAACAGACUGCCUUCAGAUUUUAGCUUACGGCAAUCAAGAAAGCAAGCUCAUCAUUCUGGCCAGUGGUGGACCUCAAGCUUUAGUAAAUAUAAUGAGGACCUAUACUUACGAGAAACUACUGUGGACCACAAGCAGAGUACUGAAGGUGCUGUCUGUAUGCUCUAGUAAUAAGCCAGCUAUUGUAGAAGCUGGUGGAAUGCAAGCUUUAGGCCUUCACCUGACAGAUCCAAGUCAACGUCUUGUUCAAAACUGUCUUUGGACUCUAAGGAAUCUUUCAGAUGCUGCAACUAAACAGGAAGGAAUGGAAGGUCUUCUUGGGACCCUUGUUCAGCUUCUGGGCUCAGAUGAUAUAAAUGUGGUGACCUGUGCAGCUGGAAUUCUUUCUAAUCUCACCUGCAAUAAUUACAAGAACAAGAUGAUGGUGUGCCAAGUGGGUGGUAUAGAGGCUCUUGUGCGUACUGUCCUUCGUGCAGGCGAUAGGGAGGACAUCACUGAACCUGCCAUUUGUGCUCUUCGUCAUUUGACCAGUCGACACCAGGAAGCAGAGAUGGCCCAAAAUGCUGUUCGCCUUCACUAUGGACUCCCAGUUGUGGUUAAGCUUUUGCAUCCACCAUCCCAUUGGCCUCUGAUCAAGGCUACUGUUGGAUUGAUUCGAAAUCUUGCCCUUUGUCCAGCAAAUCAUGCACCUUUGCGUGAGCAGGGGGCCAUUCCACGAUUAGUUCAAUUGCUGGUUCGUGCACAUCAGGAUACCCAGCGCCGUACAUCUAUGGGUGGAACCCAGCAGCAAUUUGUGGAGGGGGUCCGCAUGGAAGAAAUAGUUGAAGGCUGCACUGGAGCCCUUCACAUCCUAGCUCGGGAUGUUCACAACCGAAUUGUAAUCAGAGGACUAAAUACCAUUCCAUUAUUUGUGCAGCUCCUUUAUUCUCCCAUUGAAAAUAUCCAAAGAGUAGCUGCAGGGGUCCUCUGUGAACUUGCUCAGGACAAGGAGGCUGCAGAAGCUAUUGAAGCUGAGGGAGCCACAGCACCUCUGACAGAAUUACUCCACUCGAGGAACGAAGGUGUUGCAACAUAUGCAGCUGCUGUUCUGUUCCGAAUGUCUGAAGAUAAGCCACAGGAUUACAAGAAAAGACUUUCAGUUGAGCUGACCAGUUCUCUCUUCAGAACAGAGCCAAUGGCUUGGAAUGAGACUGCUGAUCUUGGACUAGAUAUUGGUGCCCAGGGAGAACCUCUUGGAUAUCGCCAGGAUGAUCCCAGCUAUCGUUCAUUUCACUCUGGUGGAUACGGCCAGGAUGCCUUGGGGAUGGACCCCAUGAUGGAGCACGAGAUGGGGGGCCAUCACCCUGGUGCUGAUUAUCCAGUUGAUGGUCUGCCAGAUCUAGGCCAUGCACAGGACCUCAUGGAUGGGCUGCCUCCAGGUGAUAGCAAUCAGCUGGCCUGGUUUGAUACUGACCUGUAAAUCAUCCUUUAGGAAUAACAAUACAAAUGGAUUUUGGGAGUGACUCAAGAAGUGAAGAAUGCACAAGAAUGGAUCACAAGAUGGAAUUUAUCAAACUCUAGCCUUGCUUGUUAAAUCUUUUUUUUUUAAUAUCUGUAAUGGUACUGACUUUGCUUGCUUUGGAAGUAGCUCUUUAAUUUUUUUCCAGUAACUGUUAGUUUUUUAAGUCUCUUGUAGUAUUAAGUUAUAGUGAAUACUGCUACAGCAAUUUCUAAUUUUUAAGAAUUGAGUAAUGGUGUAGAACACUAAUUCAUAAUCACUCUAAUUGUAAUCUGAAUAAAGUGUAACAUGUGUAGCCUUUUGUAUAAAAUAGACAAAUAGAAAUGGUCCAAUUAGUUUCCUUUUUAAUAUGCUUAAAAUAAGCAGGUGGAUCUAUUUCAUGUUUUUGAUCAAAAACUUUAUUUGGGAUAUGUAUGGGUAGGGUAAAUCCAUAAGAGGUGUUAUUUGGAACCUUGUUUUGAACAAUUUACCAGUUGCCUUUUAUCCCAAAGUUGUUGUAACCUGCUGUGAUACAAUGCUUCGAGAGAAAAUGCGGUUAUAAAAUGGUUCAGAAUUAAACUUUUAAUUCAUUCGA